Messenger RNA from Rotaria sordida, 2557 nucleotides. The record is from the annotation of a GenBank genome assembly. NCBI's taxonomy places the organism in Eukaryota, Metazoa, Rotifera, Eurotatoria, Philodinida, Philodinidae.
AUGAGUACGAUUUCAGCAUAUUAUAAAAUCGAAUCAGUAUUAAUUGUUGUUGGUAUAACAGUAUUUGUUUGUUUGGGUGUUACAUUAUUUUCAUUUCAAACAAAAUCUGAUUUUACAUCAUGUAUGGGAGUUCUAUUGUUCUUGGCUGUUGAUACACAAUUAAUUAUGGGUGGAAAACGACAUGAAAUAAGUGCUGAAGAUUAUGUUUUUGCAUCACUUGUGCUUUAUAUUGAUAUUAUUUAUAUAUUUUUAUGUUGUUCGGUAAUCGAAAAUAAAAUUAUCUUUUAACAAUGGUAUGAAAACAUUUUUCAUACCAGUUAUCUUUAUGAUUGUGCUUAUUUUUCUUUCACUUCUUCCCUGUCUAUAUCUUCUUUGAUUUUCGUCUUCAUUUUUCUAUUGAAAGUUCAGUUUUCGCCUUUAUAAAGUUUCAUAUGUAUACUUAAUCGUGUUUGUCAAGAAAAAUAAAUUUGUAUUUCUUCGCCUUUGUCAUGUUCUUAUUAGUUAGAAAAUACGCAAUAUUUUGUUUAUUAAUAUUCAAUACAUUAAAUAUUGUGAUAAAGAGACACAUCGAAUGUAGUUUUAGGGACUUCUCUAAUACAUUUCUGUUUCUCUCUUCUCAUUAUUCACCUGCUUGGUUUUCUUUUUCUGAUUUUUUAAUGUUUAGAUUUUAACUUUUAUUUUCUUCAUAUGAAAUACACAAUAACAAAACAGAGCAUGUAUCUUUAUACAUAUAACCUAUGAAAGCUGCUAGAGAUCAGAGAAGACAAAAAAAAAGAAAUGUAUUGCACAAUAUAAUCUGGUAUUUCUAACACAGAUCAUAACAUUGAUAAACUUAGCUAAGUUAGUUAAAGUCAUCCAAAAAUGAUUUUCAUAUCGCAAGCAGUUUAACCAAAUCGCUGAAAUUUAUUUUUAUCGCAAGUGUAACAAAGAAAGGAUCGUUAAGAAAUGAAAUUAGUGUCCUCUAAAAAUCCUCGAGUUUUCUCUGUUAAACAAUCACAUUAGAUUUUAGAUUUUUCUUACUAUUAAAAUUAGACUGACAGGAUGUGUUUAGACAUGUUGCAUUCCUCUUUAUAUUUUCUGGUUAUAUACUUUUGUAAGCCAUAUUAUAGUCAAUUGGCAUUCAUCAAGAUUGGUUGCCUAUUACAGACUGCAUUAUUAAAUCGUGCUAAAGGAUUGAAGAAAAAAUUAUUGAUAGCUAUGGCCUAGUACGACUAUAUUGGUAUGUAGUUUGCUGGAUAUGAUUAUUUUGUGACAAGGUCUGUACUAAGAGUAUAUUUAACUACGCACAAUGAACAUAUGUCACUACGUCACUUUAUGUGUCGUUCGAUUGUUUUUUACUAGAGCUACUGAAUCAUGCAAAAAGGUGAAAAAACACGUUAGUCGCUGUAAUGAUAUUGUUAUGCCCUUUGUAGAAUAUGAUCAUUAUUGUAGUGGUAGAUUUUUAUGAUUAUGGUGAAUCACAAUAUACCAAUACCUCACUUUAUAUACCGAACAAUAACGAUAGGUUCUUAUUAUGGUUACUUAUGCAAAAAAGAUUGAAGAAUAAUUAUUGACAGGUGUACGAUUGAUUUCGAGAAUAAUAUUCCAAGAACGUAUACGAAGAAUUACUGUAUUUCAUAAGAUAUUCAAAAAGUCAUAACCACAUUUAAGACGUGUAAAACUCGACUACCGAUCACGUUUAAUCUGAGAAAAAGAGCGAUAAGGUUCUGUUAGAGACAAAGUUUAUAAAUAACCUAUAUCAUUAUUGGGAAUUUUAAACUAUUCAAAUUUUUUAGUAUUGCUUUUAACGAUAAGUUUCAUGUUUUUUCUAAAGAUCAAUGAACUAGUGCACUUAUCUAAAGCAGAUUACUUUUGAAAUGACAAGAACUCUGAUAAUUAAUAAAAUGAGGUAAGCGAAUGGUUUCGUUACUCUUGCUGAUGAGAGCUUUUGGUAUCCUUACAUUCUAAACAUAUUGACUGAAUGCUAAUACAGCAAUAUUGAAAGUUGUUAAUGAUUUCAAGUUAACAAUACUAAUAUAAAUUGAAAUCAAUAUAAAUAAAACGUUUAAUAUCGUUUUCUGACACUGACAAAAUACGCGAUUUGUUUAUAUUGCAAUCGGCAGUUAUGAUCUUUCAAGUGUAUUUUAGAAUUUCCUAUGUAAGAAUAAAAACUCACAUCUAUUUUUCUUCCAAAUGACAAGAUGUAUUGGGAUAAGUUUGAUCAAUAUUGAGUUUACAGGUAUUGAAUCCCUUGAGGAUGUGAAGUCUGCAUAUAUGCAAUAGUUUUGAAUCAGACGAUACUUGACUUGCAUGUAUCUAUUAUGGUCUACGCGCGAGCACAGGCGAUGAAUAGGUCACCUUCAGUGAGGCGUAAUACUACUAUAUAUCGGGCCUCUAUUCAUAUUUUUGUCUAGUAAAUAUAUUAUUUCAGCCUUUUGCAAUAUUAUCUACUACAACGAUCUAAUCUUCAAGAAGUUCACGAGUCCCGCUUUUGCCCAUUACCGAAACAAAUUAUUUUGUUGUGUUCGUAUUUCAGGGUGUGGGUGGCUGUGGGUGGGUGUGGGGUGUGGGGUGUGGG